Messenger RNA from Arachis ipaensis, 2200 nucleotides. RefSeq names its product Ca2+-activated RelA/spot-like protein (gene CRSH). The record is from RefSeq and is a predicted model, not a curated record. Gene Ontology annotation, molecular function: calcium ion binding. Gene Ontology annotation, biological process: guanosine tetraphosphate metabolic process. NCBI's taxonomy places the organism in Eukaryota, Viridiplantae, Streptophyta, Magnoliopsida, Fabales, Fabaceae.
ACCAUGGAAACAGAAUUCAGUAUGGCCCAGAAUAACGUCAAUAUUGAGGUAACCAAUAAACCGAAGCUGAAGCCAGAAAACGAAAAUGGAAACGGAAACGGUAGCCACCACAUAACUUGUAAUCGGAAACUGUAAUCAUCUUCUUCAAGGGGAGAGAGAGAUCGAGUUUAAUGGAGCUACUGCGGUUGCACCUGCACCCUGCUCGUGAUGUCCCCGUUCACUCUUGUCUCUCCAACUCCACCUCCGCCUCCUCUCUUCUCCCCACCUACCACCUACUCUCCCUCCGCCGCCGCCGUUUGCCGCGUCCGGCGGCAUGCUCGGCCGACGUUGACGCCGCCCUGCCUCUUCCGUCGAUAGCGGUGCCGGAGCACGCCGGCGGGAAGAUGGUGGUGGAACUCAUCGGAGCAUUCAACGAGCUGACGGAAAGGAUGAACGUGCUGUCAACGAGCUCAUCUCGUGUGCUGUUCAAGUCCCUGAAACUCUCCAUUCCAAUCUUGCAAAAUUGCCCUCUUUCCCCUGAUGGCCGUUCCCCUCUCUCCAAAGCCUUAUCCGUUGCCUUCGUCCUCGCCGAUCUCCAGAUGGAUGCUGAGGUUAUCUCUGCCGGGAUUUUGAGAGAGGUCUUCGAGGCGGGUGAAGUGACUAUACAUGAAAUCCGCAACCAAAUCGGUACUGGCACUGCGCACCUGCUGCAUGAGAGUUUGCGUUUGAAGAACAUCCCAUACAGAGUUGAUGUUCUGGAUGAUGAUAAUGCUGCUGCGUUGAGGAAGUUCUGCUUGAUUUACUAUGACAUUAGGGCCCUGAUUUUGGACUUGGCUCUGAAGCUUGACAUGAUGAGGCAUCUCGAUUAUCUACCAAGAUAUAAGCAGCAGAUCCUUUCUCUGGAGGUUAUGAAAAUAUAUGCUCCUCUUGCUCAUGCUGUGGGAACUAAUCACUUAUCACUUGAGUUGGAAGAUCUCUCAUUUCAGUACCUAUUUCCUUAUUCUUAUCUGUAUGUUGAUACCUGGUUGCAAAGUCAUGAAACAGGGGGUAGAUCAAUUAUUGAUAUAUAUAGGGAAGAGCUAUUCCAAGCGCUAAAAGCCGAUACCUUGCUCACAGCCCUGGUUGAUGAUAUAUCAGUUGAAGGUCGGUAUAAAAGUCGUUACAGUACGAUGAAGAAGCUCUUGAAGGAUGGUCGAAAGCCAGAAGAUGUAAAUGACGUGCUUGGCCUGCGAGUGAUAUUAAAUCCAAAGCCUGGAGCUGGAUAUAGUGCAUCGGAAGCUGGUGAGAGGGCAUGCUACAGAGCUCAUCAAAUCAUCCAAUCUAUGUGGAAAGAAAUUCCUCAUCGGACAAAAGAUUAUAUUGCCAGCCCCAAACCAAAUGGAUAUAAAAGCUUACAUAUGGCGGUAGAUGCAAGUGACAAUGGUAGGACCAGACCAUUGAUGGAAAUACAGAUCAGAACAACUCAGAUGGACAGGUUAGCUGUUGGCGGAACGGCAUCACAUUCAUUAUAUAAGGCAGGCCUUACUGAUCCGGUGGAGGCAAGGCGUCUGAAGACAAUCAUGCUAGCUGCAGCUGAGCUGGCAGCUCUGCGACUUAAAGAUCUUCCAAACACAAACCAUAAGGGGAUUGAGAUUGACCAGAGGGAUAGAGUGUUUCGGCUUCUUGAUAAGAAUGGAGAUGGUAAAAUUAGCAUAGAGGAACUUACAGAGGUAAUAGAAGAGCUCGGUGCACCAGGAGAAGAUGCCCGAGAGAUGAUGCAUCUCCUUGAUUCAAACAGUGAUGGCUCCCUGAGCUCUGAUGAAUUCCAUAUGUUCCAAAAGCAGGUUGAGUUGGUGCGUUGUUUAGAGGCUAGAGAUGAUCAAUACAAGAAAUUGUUGAAUGAUAAGCUUCAUAUGGCAGAUGACAGUGGUUUGAUUCAGGUAUAUAGUAAGGAGUUUGGAAACAGGCUUGCCAGUUAGUGCUGCAUCCAAUUGAUAUGAACAAAACUUUAUGAUAUUAUUAUGAAAGGUUACCCACCAUGACCUCUCUUACACAAAUCCAACAACCAAUAUUAUAAUAACAACAACCAAUCGUCCUCGUCAUCGUCGUCAGCUUAAGCAAGCCCCAGAUAACUGAUAUAAUUGCCAUGUAAAUAAGUUUUAUUUUUUUUGGUAUUGCCAUGUAAAUAAGUUACUAACGGUUGCAGGCAAGAUGAGCCUAAAUGAGCAGUUUUUCUCGGCAA